Messenger RNA from Prosopis cineraria, 1815 nucleotides. Its product is annotated as cysteine-rich receptor-like protein kinase 25. The transcript is spliced from 5 exons. Gene Ontology annotation, biological process: protein phosphorylation. The record is from RefSeq and is a predicted model, not a curated record. Gene Ontology annotation, molecular function: protein kinase activity; ATP binding. The coding region runs from base 23 to 1576 and encodes 517 amino acids. Lineage: Eukaryota; Viridiplantae; Streptophyta; Magnoliopsida; Fabales; Fabaceae.
ACAACUUUAUUAAUAGCCCAAAAUGGUUCAACUACUCUAUUAUUAUUCCUGCGUGCCAUUAUGGCCUAUCGUUUCUUUGGCUUUUUUUAUUUCAUUCCUUUCUCACCUGCUUAUUCUCACCGCCCAGCCUGAAUUCCGAGAUUACAAUUGUUACCCAAAAAGAAGUAACUUCAAGAACGCAAGUGUCUACCACAACAACCUCAAGGCCAUUCUUUCUAAUUUCAGUUCCGACGACACAAACAUUGAAUAUGGGUUCAUCAAUUCCUCUUAUGGCCAAAGCCCUAACAUGGUUUAUGCACUUGGAUUCUGCAGAGGAGAUGUGAAGCCAGGUCCCUGCCGUACUUGCCUCCACAACGCCACAAUCCGUCUCCCACAAAAGUGUCCCAAUCGGAAGGAGGCUGUCGGAAUCUAUGACGAUUGCAUGUUUCGAUACUCAUAUCACCCAAUAUAUGGGACAUACAAAUACAACAUCUCGGAUGUAAGAUACUUGUGGAACCCGGCAAAUUCAACAAAACUCACUGGUGCAUAUGUAGAGGUGCAAUUGGAUAAAGUAAAGAGCCAAGCACCAACCGGGGAGUCUCAUCGUAGGUUCGCAGCAGCGAAUGAUACAACAAGCAAAUCUGGGGAUGUCUAUGCUUUUGCUCAGUGCAGUCCCGAUCUGUCUCAGGAUGAUUGCAGGUCCUGCUUACAGAAUGUUUAUGAUGGAAUCCCACUGUGUUGUGAAGGAAAGAAUGGUGGUAGGGUUAUAAAUCCCAGCUGCUAUAUUAGAUAUGAGAGCUACCUCUUCUAUAACUACACCGCUGUUUCAUCACAGCCAUCUUCUCCACCAUCCACCACAGUAACGGGCCCGGAAGGAGGAAGUGAUAGCACUGGAUCACAAACUAGUAAUGUUGUCAAGAUUAUUAUCCCCGUUAUCAUCUCAGUAAUACUUUCUUGUUUGGUGGGUUGCUGUUUGCUAAGGAGAAAAACAAGGAACAACAGUCAAUCUAUUCUCAGAGAAAACUUUGGGGAAGAAGGUUCAAAUCUGAAGUCCUUGCAAUUCAAUUUGGUUACCAUUGAAGGUGCAACAAAUAAGUUUUCUGAAAAAAACAAAAUAGGAAAAGGAGGAUUUGGAGAAGUUUACAAGGGCAUUCUUCCUGAUGGACGAGAAAUUGCUGUCAAGAGACUCUCAAAAAGUUCGGUGCAAGGAAAUUUAGAAUUCAAGAAUGAAAUUUUGCUUAUAGCUAAACUCCAACAUAGAAAUUUAGUGACGUUAUUGGGAUUUUGCUUGGAAGAACAAGAAAAAAUUCUUAUUUAUGAAUAUGUGCCUAACAAGAGCAUUGAUUUCUUCUUAUUUGAUUCUGAAAAACAAAGCUUACUCACUUGGUCUGAGCGUUUCAAAAUCAUUGGAGGAAUUGCACAAGGACUUUCUUAUCUACAUGAACAUUCUCGACUUAAGGUUAUUCAUCGUGAUCUCAAACUUAGCAACAUUUUAUUAGAUAAUAAGCUGAAUCCAAAAAUAUCAAAUUUUGGUAUGGCAAGAAUGAUUUCUAUAGAUGAAGACCAAGGAAGCACAAACAGAAUUGUUGGAACAUAGUAAGUCUUGUUGCCCUCCUUCCUAUUUGCGAGUUGUCUUAAUCUUUUUUGCCCAAUAACUUUUUAUCUUAAUCCAUUGCAUGAGAAACAAAAGGAGAUUAUUUAUAUUUACUAUGUGAAUAUUGCUUUAUAUAUACAAUUUAUCACUAUAAUGAGUUUUCCUUUAUGUCCUCAUUUGUCCCCAAAUUGGUCCUUGUAUGUUUUCCAUAUCAUACUUGUACAUACUGAUAUAUUUUUUUU